This is a messenger RNA of Striga asiatica, 870 nucleotides long. NCBI's taxonomy places the organism in Eukaryota, Viridiplantae, Streptophyta, Magnoliopsida, Lamiales, Orobanchaceae. The record is from the annotation of a GenBank genome assembly.
UUCGGUAUUGUAGCAAUGGUAGAUUCAUCACAAAGAAAUGAAAAAAUUCAGGGAUACGAAAAAUGGACAUCUGAAGAGAGUAAUGAAUUGCUUAGACUCGUAGUUGAUGCAGCCAAACGCGGAUGGCGCGAUAAGUCUGGAAAUUUGAGUAAAGUAAUUGUAGAGAAACAUAUAUUGCCCCCUCUUAAUGCAAAGCUUGGAAAUGAGAAGACGUAUGCUCAAUAUAAAAAUCGUGUAAAAUGGUUUAAGAAGCAAUACGAUAAAUAUAAUGACGUGACCAAGAAAUUUACUGCUGACGAGCAUGUGUGGGAAGACUACUUUAAGUCUCAUCCUGGGGAUACGAAUUACAAGACAGAUGCUUUUCCUGAGUAUGAAGAUUUGAGAAUUGUUGUUGGAUGUGGAACUGCUAUUGGCACAAACUCAGUUGCGAUAGGCGACGAUGUUGAAGAAACGAUUUUUGAGACUGAAGAAAGAAUGGAAAAUAUUAAUUCCAUAGACGACCUGAUGUGUGAUCCAGAUUGUGAGGUGUUCGUUAACUCUAAUAGCCCUUUUGACCAUAUGGCAUUGUCUCCGAUGCACUCUCCACCAUUCGCUCAACAUAAAAGUUCAGAAAAACGUCCAUCCAUUCGAAAGCGAAACAGAACCAGUUUUGAAGCAAACCCCAAAAGCACUGCAUCUGAACCAGACAGCCUCAUAGAAAGUGUUAACAAGGUUGUUCGUGCUCUUGAGUCUGUCAACACUAAAGAGUACACCUGUUGGGGAAUUAUAAAGGAGAUUCCAAACUUAGAUGACGAUUCACGCUUCAAGGUCCUUGAUCUGCUUAAUACUAGAGCAAAGAAAGCAGAGUUUUGGAAUAUGGCACCGGAUAAA